This is a messenger RNA of Cyprinodon tularosa, 1473 nucleotides long. RefSeq names its product deleted in malignant brain tumors 1 protein-like. Lineage: Eukaryota; Metazoa; Chordata; Actinopteri; Cyprinodontiformes; Cyprinodontidae. Gene Ontology annotation, cellular component: membrane. The record is from RefSeq and is a predicted model, not a curated record. The transcript has 5 exons. The coding region runs from base 1 to 1287 and encodes 428 amino acids.
AUGGUCAUGUUACAUAUCAUAGUGGACCCCGGGCUCAUGUUUCGUGUACAGUGCAUCAUUUCCCGCCUGUUAGGUCAUCCAGUCAGAUUAGUGGGACCUUCUCGAUGCUCUGGAAGAAUUGAAGUCUUUUACAAUGGCGCAUGGGGAACCGUGUCCGAUAAUGGCUGGGACUUGAAUGAUGCUCAGGUAGUCUGCAGACAGCUGGGCUGUGGUUUAGCCAUUGCUGCCCCUCAUUCUGCCUACUUUGGAAAAGGAACUGACAAAAUCUGGGUUGAUAAUGUUAUGUGUACAGGGAGUGAAACAUACCUGACCCAGUGCUCAUUAAGUGGAUUUCAAUCACACAACCUUAGUCACAGUCAGGUUGCAAGUGUCAUCUGUUCGGCUGGCCAAAUAAGGUUAGUUGGACCAAACAGGUGUUCUGGAAGAGUUGAAAUCUACUACAACAGAUCCUGGGUUGCAGUCUGUAAUGGGAGCAAAGACUUAAAUGUAGCCAGAACAAUCUGCAGGCAACUAGGCUGUGGUACGGCUCUAGGUCUCCAUCACUUUGGAGAGGGAGCAGGGCAAACCUGGGUGGAUGAUUUGGCAUGUACAGGAAACGAAAGACAUAUCUCAGAGUGUUUGAAACCUGGAUCUGUGAGACAGGACUGUGCACACAGUGAAGAUGUUGGUGUCAUCUGUUCAGGCCUAAUAAAGCCCACCAUCACCAUAAACCCUCAAAGUGACAUCACCCUGGGUCAGAAUAUCAGCGUCACUUGUUUGGUCCCUAACGUACAACUUGGAGGAACAUUCAUCUUUAAAUGGACCUCAGAUGCAUCUAGUCUGACUGUUGAGUCAAACAGCAGCUCUGCUACUUUUUAUAUUCCUCAAAUUGGUUUUGAGCAUGAAGGAUCAUAUCAAUGUCAGUUUCGAAUAAGGGUUUCUAAUGAAGACUUCAUCACAGAUUUUAGUAAUUCUGUUCAGCUAAAUUUAAAUGCAAUUCUUCCAAAACCCAGCAUUACCAUUGAACCUGCAGGUGUGAUUACGUUUGGUGAACUUGUCACUAUCACUUGCUCAAUCUCAACUCAGUUGUUGAAUGGAUCAUUCAUUCUGCAGAGAAGGCCAAACUACAGUAAUUUUUACGAUAUGAAGAGUCAAUCGUCAAGCAUCAAUUCUUCCAUAUUCAGAUUUCUUGAAGUCACCUCUGAUCAUGAGGGAUAUUACAGAUGUUAUUAUACAAAAGCAGUAAUAAUUCGAACUCUAACGUCACCUGUAAGUGAUUCUCUUCCACUUUUUAUCACUGAUACCUAAGGUCAUGUACAUAAACAUGGGUUUGUGAAUUUUUACUUAUUUUGCUUAUUCUUUAAAGUUAAUCCCUUUCUUUAAUCCAUCUUCAUUUCCUCUCCUUUUAAAUACCAUUGUCACAUCAUCACACUUUUUUCCAGCCCUGAAAGAAAGGGAUUUUUAUAAUCAUACACAUCACAGCAGCUCUUUUAU